ACCUAUUCGCCAGAUUCGCGUAUUUGUUGAUAAACACAUAAAAUCUGUACAGUGGUGCAAAGUGCAAAGCAAAAGGCCACCGCCCCACUACCUUGUACCUUGUCAAAGAUUGAUGGCACACAAGAUAUUCCUUUUCCUUUGGAAGUUUACGGUUAACGUUGACACUGUUGACAGUAAGCCGGACUACCAAACGAAGUAACAAAGUACAAAAUAAUUUUCCCACCUUUGGCUCAUUAUAUUUUUAUCACUUUAUUAUUCAUAACUGAGUUUAAACUAGAAGUUGAUUUAUUCAGUAAAAGAUACUGCAACUGGAGUGAAAAUCUCUAUAGGUACCUUGAUAUCUUGUUCUAAAAACGUAUAACGGUGAAUUGAAUAUUGUGCAUUUGGAUAUACAAGAAACGGAAAUGUCAUCAGAAAAUGGCCUUAGAAGUUUCUACUCUGGAAAGAGUAUUUUUAUAACGGGAGGCAGCGGAUUUGUAGGAUUAUGUCUCUUGGAAAAAAUCUUGAGGACGAUUCCAGAUCAUGGAGACAUUUACAUCCUAAUGAGACCAAAAAGAGGUAAAGAAAUCGCUGAGAGGUUGGAGGAAAUUAAAAAAAAUCAAGUUUUUGAAACUAUUUUGAAGGAUAAGACUGUUGACGAGAUAUUCUCAAAGGUGAAAGCAAUAGCUGGUGAUGUGAGUCAGGACAAAUUGGGAAUUUCACCAGCGGAUCAACAUAUUCUGACAGAAAACGUGAAUGUCAUAUUUCAUUCAGCUGCCACUUUAGAUUUCGGUGAUACCCUUAAAACUACGGUAGACAUCAAUUUGUUAGGAACGAGAAGAGUAAUCGAUUUGGCCAAAGAAUGUAGAAAUCUAGCAGCUUUCGUACACGUCAGUAGUGCUUAUGUCAAUGCUUGGAGAAAAGAAGCUGAUGAGGUAUGAAUUUUUUAUGUAGCAA
Leptinotarsa decemlineata (Colorado potato beetle) is the source of this 936-nucleotide messenger RNA. Its product is annotated as putative fatty acyl-CoA reductase CG8306. Gene Ontology annotation, cellular component: peroxisome. Gene Ontology annotation, biological process: long-chain fatty-acyl-CoA metabolic process. The record is from RefSeq and is a predicted model, not a curated record. NCBI's taxonomy places the organism in Eukaryota, Metazoa, Arthropoda, Insecta, Coleoptera, Chrysomelidae. Gene Ontology annotation, molecular function: alcohol-forming very long-chain fatty acyl-CoA reductase (NADP+) activity.